This is a messenger RNA of Elaeis guineensis (African oil palm), 639 nucleotides long. NCBI's taxonomy places the organism in Eukaryota, Viridiplantae, Streptophyta, Magnoliopsida, Arecales, Arecaceae. The record is from RefSeq and is a predicted model, not a curated record.
CGUCUCAAUUUUUCUGCUUGUCUUUUAACGAGCACACAUGGAGCUCACAAUCUGAAAAAAUAUUUUUUAUUUGUUUUGGUAGAUAUUGCAAGUGUUGCCAAAUAUGUACUUGUAGUAGAGAAGGAAACAGUUUUCCAGCGGUUAGCGAAUGAUAAAUUUUGUGAAAGGAAUCAUUGCAUUGUCAUUACGGGAAGAGGAUAUCCAGAUGUUCCUACGAGAAGAUUCUUGCGCCAUAUUGUUGAGCAGCUGCAUUUGCCUAUCUAUUGCCUUGUGGAUUCUGAUCCUUAUGGUUUUGACAUUCUGACAACUUACAGAUUUGGUUCUAUGCAAAUGGCAUAUGAUGCAAUGUUGAUGCACAUUCCUGGGCUACGCUGGCUUGGAGUUUUUCCUUCUGAUUCUGAGAAAUACAAUCUUCCGGAUCGCUGUCUUCUCCAUUUGACACCUGAAGAUAAGAAGAAAGUAGAAGCCAUGCUAUCAAGAUGCUAUUUGCGCAAGGAAGCCCCAAAAUGGAGGUUGGAGUUAGAAAUCAUGCUGCAGAAGGGAGUGAAAUUUGAGAUUGAAGCACUAUCUGUAAAUUCGCUGUCAUUGUUGUCAGAUUGGUAUAUUCCAAGUAAGAUUCAACAUGGAAAUUAUAUCUGA